Molecule: messenger RNA, 1258 nt
Organism: Nilaparvata lugens (brown planthopper)
Lineage: Eukaryota; Metazoa; Arthropoda; Insecta; Hemiptera; Delphacidae
Exons: 14
Coding region: 102-1166 (354 amino acids)
Source: RefSeq, a predicted model, not a curated record
CAAGUCGAAAACCUUAUAAGUCUCUACUUCCAGCUAUUUGAUCUUCAGUGUCACUUUGUUAUGCGUUGGCAAUAAAAUUGUUCAUAGGAAAUUUCUGUUUCAUGUUUAUCCGUGAAAUUUCGUCUGAAAUUAAUAAUUUUUUUUACGAGAUGAAGGGAAUCAUACUGUGUGCAGUUCUCCUAGUUUUUCUAGCCAGAAAUCAAUCGCAUGGGGCAAGUACGGACAUGGAAUUCAUGAAGGAUCCAAAUUUCCCAGGCAAUCCACUUUGGAUGAAGAAUUUGAAGGAAAGCCUACCAAUGAACAAACCAGGUUUUCCAGGCAGUCCAGAAUGGAACAGAAAAUUAGAAGAGAAAAUGAGUGGCGCAGACUUCCCAGGUAGCCCAGAAUGGCAGAAAAAAUUAGAAGAAAGCAUAAAUAAUUCCAUGGCAUCAGCAAAUACUCAAGCUACCGGAUCGAGUGUUGUGACUCCAAUUGAUAGUAAAAUUAGGAAACCUAGACCACCAAAAGUGAGACCUGUUAUUGUCAAACCUUCAAGACCUAGUAGACCUGUAAAGCCAAGUAAACCUUUCUUGAAACCUACAACACCGGUUACCUUUGUUGGUGAUGAGGAUAGAAACAUAAUGACUAACAUGCAGAACUCAAAUAUUGAGGAGAAUGUAGUGAUAAAUCCAAUCAUCCAAACUAUGUAUGAUGAUGGGAAACUAAUCACCACCACACCCAAUGCCAUGAUUUCUCCAGCCGUUCCAAAUCCACCAUCUCCAGUAACACCGACUGUGUACAAAGGACCAACGAAUAUGAAGAUCCCUCAUGCGCCUCCGAACUUCCCAUUCCCUCCAGAUUGUUCAGCAGUCCCUGAUCCAGGCUAUAAAUUUGGAGAUUUAACGGUACUCUUCAAGAACAAUAAUAUUGGGAAUCAAAACCAAGUAACAGAAACUAAGCACAGGUCUUUCCUGUGUACUGACCCUGAAUAUGGUCAGGACAGCUUCUAUAUGCAGAUCACAGAGUAUAGACAUGGUUCUAACACGGGUGUCAGCAGGACGGCCGUAUACUAUGACAAGACCGGGAAGAAAAUUGAUUAUUCACGGAAAAUGGUGCUACUACCCCUUGGAGAGAGUCUACCAGAUACACCCAGGAAUGACUAUUUGGGAAUGGAUGUUACGUUCUAAUGAGAGGAACGGAGAAUCAUAAGAUCUGUGUCAAAACCAAUAAUUGGAAAUGAUAUUAUUGAUGAUGAAAUAAAAUUAAUGAUAUCAGCUUA